This is a messenger RNA of Lachancea fermentati, 2469 nucleotides long. Lineage: Eukaryota; Fungi; Ascomycota; Saccharomycetes; Saccharomycetales; Saccharomycetaceae. The record is from the annotation of a GenBank genome assembly.
AUGUCAACGACGGUUCCAGAGACGCGUCAGUCCUCUAUAAUGGUGGCGGUCAGACUGAGACCAUUUACUGAUUACGAAUUGGCACAUCUAGUAAGGGAAGAUAUGGCGGGCGUCAACUAUCAACUGGGGGAUUCUACUUUAACAUUGCCAGGCGUCGAAAAUUCAACUCCCACCAAAUUGCAUAUCAAUAAACAUAGGCCUCAAGGUCUUCGGCAAAUCGUGGACUGUGUAGACGACAAAAUGCUCAUAUUCGAUCCCGCCGACAGUAAUCCGCUGCGUAGGAUCAGCGAAACAGUUUUGAAUUCCCUUGCGCCUCCGCCAAGCAGUGGGGGUAUACGGUCGCGCAGCAGACGCAGCGGUGAGCAAAAGUUUGUUUUUGACAAGGUUUUUGACGUGAAUUCGACGCAGUUGGACGUCUACGAGGCAACCGCACGCCCGCUGCUCGACGCUGUGCUGGAUGGAUUUCAUGGCACAGUUUUUGCAUAUGGAGCUACCGGGUGUGGCAAAACGUUUACCGUGAAUGGCCCCCCCGAGAAUCCUGGCAUCGUUUUUCUGACAAUGCAAGAUCUGUUUGCGAGAAUCGAGGAAUUACAAGAUACGAAACGGUUCGAACUCAGAGCCUCUUACUUGGAGAUCUACAACGAGACGAUUAUUGACCUCUUGGAACCUACCACCCCACCCAAGAAGCUGGUUAUCAGAGAAGAUGCCAAUAGGCACAUCAGUGUGGCAAACCUAUCGCACCAUGUGCUACACACUAUCGAAGAUGUUAUGGAUCUAGUUGUGCGUGGCAAUUCUAAUCGUACCACAUCGCCAACUGAUGCCAACGAAACUUCUUCGAGAUCACACGCUGUAUUGCAAAUACACAUAACACAGAAAAAUCGAACAGCGGAAUUAACAGAAGACCAUAAAUUUGCAACGUUGUCCAUCAUAGAUCUAGCAGGAAGCGAAAGGGCUUCUGCUACCAAAAAUCGCGGAGAAAGAUUGCACGAGGGCGCUAACAUUAACAGAUCGCUUUUAGCAUUGGGAAACUGUAUAAAUGCGCUUUGUGUCAAUGGAAGAAGGCAAUCUGGGAGCCACGUUCCUUACCGGGACUCCAAACUCACAAGAUUACUGAAAUUUUCUUUAGGAGGAAAUUGCAAAACGGUAAUGAUUGUGUGUAUCUCCCCGAGCAGCUCACAUUACGACGAAACGUUAAACACACUCAAGUAUGCUACAAGAGCCAAAGAGAUUAAAACAAAAAUCAUAAGAAAUCAGCAUUCCCUGGAUCGCCAUGUCGGCUCGUACCUUAAGAUGAUUUCAGAACAACGGCAAGAAAUUGACGAAUUGCGCAGACGCGAGGGGAAGAUAGUAGAGUUGAAGUUGAACACUUACAAAAUAGCUAGAGAGAAACUUCAUCUCGCAUUAUGGGAUAGCGUUCAUGCACUCCGAAACAAUUAUAAGACAGCCGAGAAGUUCCAGCAUUUGAAAAUGAUGAAAUCAUUGAUGCUAUGCAAGCGGCGAUUUCUGCAAAUGGUUAGUGUGGAGCUAAACAUUCUCCUCAAACAUGUCGACCAGCGCUCUGACGUUUACGAAAACUGCCUAGCACUACAGGAGCAGCUGAUGCUCAAAGUGAAAGACUUAGAGCGGAGUUUCGAUACCCCUGACGAACUUGACAUGGCUCUAGAACGUAGCCGAGAAGUAGACUUGGUGAAAUUGCAAGAAAUGGAUGGAUGGAUAGGAACUAUAGAUCUACCGCUCUACGAAAGUCUGUUGUAUGGCGUAUCAGAGUCCCUAAGGAACGAGAUCCUCGUGAAUUCCUCAAUAAUAAUGGAAAAAUUGUUGGAAGACGAGACCUUGGUGAAUAGGUACAAAUUUGUUUCCAACACAUUACUAGAGCGCAUUACGAAUGCAUCCCAUCAAUUUUCUGGAGAAACCAACGAGAAAGAGGAAAUUCAUGAUUUGUCACGUGAACUACACGCUGCCAUCCAAGAUUUAGUAUCCAUUGAUGAGGAAUUUGAACGAUUUGCUGCUAGCGUUCGGAUAGAGAAUCUGUCUAUCGCAGCAGCUGCCUCUUUCCAUCCGAAGAAAUCCAUCUCGUAUAGGAAACCAGCUAAAGUGGUGAAAUCCAAUAGUGGCUCACCAUCUCCGGUUCAACGACGGGCGUACAAGCCUGCAAAGAAAGUUAGAUGGUCUGAAUUGCAACCGGGAAAUGAGACUUCAAUGAUGAUGGACGAAGACGACGCCUACAAUGAUUCGCUUAAUGUCGCUGCCGGCAGGACCGAGUUUUUUGAUGAGGAUAUCAGCAUGCAAGAUGAACAAGGAACACAAGAAAAGGGAGAAACGUGUCAACCAGCGAUCGCGUUGACCGCGGCCGGUAAUGGCAAACUACGUAAAAUGUCCCUCACGGCUACGGCUCUGGUGAGAAACAAGGAGAACAAGAAUAGCAACGGGAACAAUCAAUUCCCUCCACAUGACAAAGUACGUACAUAA